GUGACAUAGUGCUUACCGGAAACGAAGCUUCUCUGCAGGCUGGGGUUUGUAGUUUUUAAAGUUCCCAGGAAGGAAACGCUGUGUUCAACAUGGCAGCGUCCUCUGUGAGAGCGAGUGUUCUGCUGUGUAAAAUUCCCAAACAGAUGCUAAUAUUGUGUCCAAAUACUUUGUGUGUUAUCAGAAGAAUAAGUACGUCAGCGUCCCCCUGCAGCAGACAGCCACAAGUCAGGGAAAAAAGUUCAUCUCGUCACCUGGUUGGUGUGGUCGGGUUGGAGAUCCAUGCUCAAAUUCAGUCCAACACCAAGUUGUUCUCUGGUGCAGCAGUUCGCUUCUCAGCACCGCCAAAUUCCCUGGUGUCAUUUUUUGAUGCAUCCUUGCCUGGAACAUUACCAGUCCUGAACAGACGAUGUGUCGAGGCAGCAGUGAUGACAGGACUGGCUCUCAACUGCACCAUAAACAGAAAGUCACUUUUUGACAGGAAGCACUACUUCUAUGCAGACCUGCCUGCUGGAUACCAGAUCACGCAGCAGCGGCGACCCAUCGCAGUAGAUGGCACACUUACUUACAGCCACCUCAUAGGCAAAAACAAGAACCAGGUGCUCAGGAAAGCCGUCCACAUCAAACAGAUCCAGCUGGAGCAGGACAGCGGCAAGAGUCUCCAUGAUGACCACCGCAACCAGACAUUCAUAGACCUUAACAGAGCAGGUGUGGGUUUAAUGGAGUUGGUGAUGGAACCAGACAUGAGGUGUGGGGAGGAGGCUGCUGCAGCCGUCAGAGAACUUCAGCUCAUCCUGCAGGCGCUCGGCACCUGUCAGGGUAACAUGUAUGAGGGCCAGCUAAGAGUGGAUGCUAACGUGUCCGUGCACAAACCAGGUGAGCCUCUGGGUGUCAGGACAGAGGUGAAGAACAUCAACAGCAUCCGAUACCUGGCCAAGGCUAUUGAUUACGAGAUCCAGAGACAGAUGGACAUCGUGCAGAGAGGGGGCACAGUGCAAAAUGAAACCCGGGCCUAUGAUUUUAAAUCCGGAGAGACCAUUCCUAUGAGAGAUAAAGAGGGCCUUCAGGAUUACAGGUUUAUGCCAGAACCCAACCUGCCACCUCUGAUUGUGUACGAGGGUAACGCAUCGCUGCCCCCUGGCAUUGACGCAUGUCAGGCGGUGGUGGUGCAGAAAAUCAGGGAGACCUUGCCAGAGCUGCCCAGUGUCAAAAGAGACAGACUGGUGCAAACGUAUGGCAUCCUACCCGAGCACAGCUUCACUCUAGUGAAUGAAGAUGGGUUGAUUGACUUCUUCGAGGCCGUGUUGAAGGAGACGAAGAAGGAGCCGAGGAAGGUGCUUGGCUGGGUGAUAAAUGAUCUGUUGGGUCACCUCAAACUGGCGGACCUUAGUGUUAGCCAAAGCCCGGUCUCACCGUCUGCCUUGGCUGAGCUGCUGGAACUCCAGGAAACAGGACGCAUCUCCUCGACAGCUGCCAAACAGGUGUGGCAGGAGAUGUGGAGAUCACCAGAGAAGACCGCCUUUCAGAUUAUGCAGGAGCAGGACUUGGGAAUCAUUAGUGACCCUGCACAGCUGCAUAGAAUCUGCCAGAAGGUGGUGGACUCGCACCCUGAUGAGGUUCACGCCAUCAGACAUGGCAACAAGAAAGUUCUGAACAACUUGAUGGGCCUCGUUCAAAGGGAGACCAAAGGCCGGGCAAAUCCGCUCAUGCUGCGGGAGAUUCUGCAGAAGAUGACUUCUUAAGGACAGAGAGCCAAACGGCAUGUCAGUGAUAUUUUAUGCCUGUGUCAGCACGCAGAUACCUGGAGUAUCUGUGACACAGGUGGCAAUUUCCACAGCUCAUCCUUAAAGCCACAGCAUGCAGGAUUUGGGAGCAUUCAUCAGCAUCAUAACCGUCUAUAGUUUACCUGCCAUGUUUAUACAGUAACCCAAAAGGGACAUACUUACCUUGUUCUUCACAUUUUGCAGUGCAGACGGUGGACUGAAGAGAUGAGGACUCUGUGGUUGCUUCUCUACAUGCUGUCAGCUAGUUGCUAGUACAAGCUAACAAGGUUGAGCAACAUUUCAUUUUUUUGUGAAAUACAUUACUUAUCACAAGAGAAGGCAAAGGAACGUGAAUCCCCGUCGCCAUAGAUGCAAAUACAUGGAAGGAAAAGUGUGAGCAGUGACAGCAUAAUGGAAUCUGCAAACUGAUCACUAGAUGGCACUAAAUUCUACAUGCUGUAGCAUUAAAAAAAGGUAAGAGAAGAGAGCGAGAGCUGCUGAGAAGUUGUCAUUUUUGUAAAUAGUGUAGUGACCGGACAAGAAGAAAGUUCUGAAAAUUAAUAAACCAUCAGAGAGCAUCACUUCAGGAGCCUGAACACUGGAAGUGUCUGCAGCUUCUAUUUUCGAGGUGUAACACAAAGUUAUGUUUCACUGGAAAAAAGGGAAUUUUGCUUGAAAAAUGUAGACGUUAGAUAAAACAGGAAAACUGCCUCAGGUAAAAACGAUGGGUGUUGCACAGAAAUAUACAUCUGUGUGUCCUGUUGACCGCAGCUGUAUUGGUCAUUAUGAGCAGUUAUGAGGCCUGAAAAUCACUGAGGUAGAUUAUAUUGCUGACAUGGUCUAUGCCUUCAGAUGUCCAAGCAUGAGUGUGAUCAGUGAGCGCCCUCUUCUGGUCAGAGCACAGAGGAAAAAGUCGAGUAUGUUUUCUGCAGGGCCUCGAAUGUGCACAACAUGAGUAAUGUCAACCUAUAAAAUGCAUUUCUGCACUUAAAUACUCUUCUGAAAAUGAUCUAACCUCAUCAACACCAGCUUGUUUGUGAUUGGUCAGAAAUAUGACGAGCCCACCCGGCAUAGAAAUGUUGAAUUAUGUACAGUCACACUGCAGAUUAAAGUGUAACUUUAUAACCCACUUACAACCCAACUGCACUUAAAUCAAAACUAAUGUUGGACGUUUAAGUACAAUUUAAUUUUAGGUCCGUUUCUUAUCUGGAAGAACAUUACACACAUUAACAGAAGUUGUCUUUAUUAAGAAGAGGCACACACAUACACCAGCAACACACAACAAAAACA
Messenger RNA from Thalassophryne amazonica, 3050 nucleotides. It is a transcript of the gene gatb, whose product is annotated as glutamyl-tRNA(Gln) amidotransferase, subunit B. The record is from RefSeq and is a predicted model, not a curated record. The coding region runs from base 90 to 1739 and encodes 549 amino acids. Gene Ontology annotation, molecular function: glutaminyl-tRNA synthase (glutamine-hydrolyzing) activity. Gene Ontology annotation, biological process: glutaminyl-tRNAGln biosynthesis via transamidation; mitochondrial translation. NCBI's taxonomy places the organism in Eukaryota, Metazoa, Chordata, Actinopteri, Batrachoidiformes, Batrachoididae. The transcript has 13 exons.